UGUUGUCUUGGAGGUGAAAGAAGGAGGAGUGACACUCGUUGCUGCUGCUCUUUCCUUCUGUACCACCUGUUAUAGUCUUGGUUGAUUGUGCAGCUGCGUGAGGGAGUAACGUUGCUGGUGACGGUACUAGUGAAGGCAGCCGGGAUGUGGGUAUGGGCGUGGGUGCUUGGUGUGGGCGUGCUGGUGGGCGCCGCUGCUGGACAAGGAACGUACAGUGUGAUCAGUUCGCGUGUGGUGCGACCUAACAGGGACUACCAUGUGGUGGUGUCGACACAUGGCACCACAGAGGCUGUCAAGAUCAACGUGGAGGUGGGUGGCAAGCAGGACGCUGGUGGUGUCAUCCUCAAUCGUCAGCUGGCUGACCUCGCCCCUGAUUCAACUCAAGUACUUAAGUUCCAGAUUGGAGAGCUGGGUCCUGGGGACUACAACCUGACAGUGAGUGGUUCUGGUGGCUUGACCUUCUACAACACCACAUCACUGGAGUAUGUGCACAAAUCUUACUCUGUGUUCAUCCAGACGGAUAAGUCAGUGUACAAACCUGGUGACACAUUGAGGUUCAGGGUAGUGGUGGUCAACCCCAUGCUCAGACCCUCCGUCACGGGUGCCAUUGAUGUCUUCAUUAUGGAUGGGGCAGGAAACCGGGUGAAGGAGUGGCGACGGGUGUUCACUAACAAGGGUGUGUGGUCUGGGGAGCUGGAGCUGGCGGAGGAGCCUGUGUUGGGCCGCUGGAACAUCACAGUUGAUGUACUUGGUCAGACUACCUCCCGUGCCGUCACAGUUGCUUAUUAUGUUCUUCCCAAGUUUGAAGUGAUUGUCUCCUUGCCCCAGUAUGCCACUUUUGGCCAGAAGGAAAUGAUCGCUACCGUGGAGGCCAAGUACACAUAUGGGCGACCAGUGAAGGGGGAAGUGACCCUUCAGGUGACCCCUACCUAUAAGUAUGGUUACCUACAAGCACCUUAUGAUGACCCCAUCAGAGUGGUUAAGCAGAUGAAGGGAAAAGCUGAUAUUGUCAUUGACCUUCAAAGUGACGCAAGAUUGCGAGGUGAUUAUGCUCGAGAACUGGAGGUGACUGCAUACGUGCAGGAGGAACUUACUGGCCGGGUACAGAAUGCCACCUCCCGCAUCACUGUCUACCGCUACCCCUACACACUCAAACUAGUCCGAACCUCUGACAGCUUCAAGCCAGGUCUCAAGUACACUGCUUUUCUAAAAGUAUCAUACCAGGAUGAUACACCUGUAACAUCUGGAGAGGUGAGUGUGCGACACACCUUCACCAGGAACCAGGAGGACUUUGUCGAAAAUGUGCACACCAUCCCACCUUCAGGUAUCAUCACCUUGGAGUUCUUGCCGCCCUUGGAUGACGAUGUGCUGAGUCUGGCUCUGGAGGCUCGUUACCUGGACCUCACCCAGUGGCUUGGGGAUAUUAUAAGAGCACAGAGUCCCACCAAUGCCUUCCUUCAGGCCACGCUCAUCACACAGAACCCUAAGGUGGGCCAAGAAGUGGAGGUAUCUCUCGACACCAUGGAAUCGGUAGGAGAGCUGGUGGAGGUGGAUCUUAAUGCCACACAAAAUAUGAUCCACUUCGUGUAUGAAGUCAUCGGGCGAGGAGAUGUCCUCUUUGCUGACACCCUCCAGGCUCACCAGGGCACCACUCAUAUCUUCAGGUUUAUGGCAACAGCACCCAUGGCACCCAGGGCUCGCCUUGUGGUCUACUAUGUCAAGGACGACGGUGAGAUUGUUGCAGACUCCCUGCACUUUGCCGUCUCUGGUGCCAUCCAAAAUGAAGUGUCAGUGAACCUGACCCCAGCAUCAGUGGAGCCAGGUGGGGACGUCUCUAUCACUGUCACUACCCGACCCAAUGCCUUCGUUGGCCUCCUUGCUGUUGACCAGCGUGCACUCCUGCUUGGUACUCACAACCACUUCUCACAGGAAGAGGUGGUGGAGGAGCUGGAGAAGUAUGACCCUGGCAGGAGGAACCUGGAAGGACCCUGGUUCCACCUUAGCCGCCGCAAGAGGGCGCUCUUCAACUGGCAUGGCACCACCACUGCUGAUGAUGUCUUCAAGAAUGCUGGUGUGGUGGUUCUGACUAAUGGGCUUGUGUAUGACUUCAACCCAUUCUUGGCCAACAUGCUGCCCUCUGGUGAGGGCCCUGUGGACGGAUCAUCUUGGGACCCCCACCACCGGCCGGCCGCCUUCAACGGUUCCUUUGGGCGACAGUUUGCACCAGUUGAUGCAUCAACGCUGCGACCAGACCUGGGUCCCGGACUGGCAUACAACGCACCCACCAGACCACCACUGGCAGGACCCUAUGCCUUCUCUUACCUCCCUCCGCCCCCUGACAGCCGCCCACGUCUCUACCUCAACCAAGCCGUCCCACCCACAUGGCUCUUCCGUGAUGCACAAACCAAGUUCAACGGUGUGGUGACCCUCCGGGAGAAGGCACCAGAUGCCAUCACUUCCUACAUUGUCUCAGCCUUUGCUGUCGAUGACUUCUAUGGUCUGGGUGUCACCAAGCAACCCUCCAAGCUUCAGGUGUUUAGGCCAUUCUUCACAUCGGUCCACUUGCCUGAGGCUGGGGUGGUGCGAGGAGAAGCGGUGGCAGUAGAGAUGGUCGUUUUCAACUAUGGGGAUGAGGACCUCACUGCAGAUGUCACCCUUGACAAUGCCAGUGGUGACUUCCUCUUUGCUGACUUUGCCAAUGAAAUUGACCAAGGCUCACCUUCAGGUCGCAAGCAGAGGCAGGUGAGAGUGGUGGCUGGCAGCGGUGUUCCUGUGAGCUUCAUGGUGGUGCCUCAGACACUUGGUACCAUCGACAUCACUGUCACAGCCACGGCAGGGCCCAACGUUGACGUUGUCACAAAGAAGUUACUUGUCAAGCCUGAGGGGACGAGGAUGACUGUGAACAAGGCUGUGCUGCUGGACCUGCGUGCUCAGCCCACCUUCACCACCACCCUCAACAUUACUACACCUCCCAACAUCAUCAAUGGCUCCCGCUCUGUCGCAGUCUCUGUCAUUGGGGAUGUGUUAGGCCCAGCAGUAAGUGACCUACAUAACCUGCUGGAGUUGCCCACCGGUUGUGGGGAGCAGAACAUGGCUAAGCUCGUCCCUAACAUUGUUCUCAUGGAGUACCUCAAGAACAAGAAUCAGUUGAGUGAGGCGCUACAAGGUCGGGCCAGACGCCACCUGGAGACAGGCUACCAGCAGCAGCUCAACUACAGACGUGAUGAUGGCUCUUUCAGCGCCUUUGGUAGUAGGGAUGCCUCUGGAAGCACCUGGUUGACAGCCUUUGUGAUCAAGUCUCUGGUGGAGGCAGGACGGCACAUUGAUGUAGAGGAGAAAGUGGUGAAAGCAGCCAUGGAGUGGAUAAUAAAGCUGCAAGCAGCAGAUGGCUCCUUUCCUGAGGUGGGCACCAUUAACAAUGAGGCCAUGCAGGGUGGAGCUACCAAAGGCAUCCCUCUUACUGCAUAUGUCAUCAUCUCCCUCCUCACAGCCCAGCGACCUCCCACGGCCAAGGUGCGUAAUGUGAUCAACCGAGCUGUGGAUUUCUUGGCUACUAGUCUAGAUGAUAUUGAAGACUUCUACAGCCUGGCUAUCACUAACUAUGCAUUGCACUUGGCAGACAGCCCACUCAGGGAUGCUGCUUUCUACAAGCUGGAAGGGAAAGCCAAGGUUCAAGACAAGGAGAAGUGGUGGGAAGCUGGAGGCCUAAAACUGACCCGAGAAACCACAGUGGAGUCACGACCUCUGGAUGUGGAAGCCACCAGUUAUGCCCUUCUCACCUACAUCCUUCGGGGCCUUACUCGUGAUGCUCUUCCCAUCAUGAGUUGGCUUGUUAGACAACGCAAUCAGUAUGGUGGUUUUCAGUCUACACAGGACACAGUGGUAGGGAUGGCAGCUUUGGCAGCAUUGGCAGGCAAACUGUCCACAACAGAGCCACAGGUCAAUAUUCGUCUCAUCUACGGUGCUCGAGGCAAGAACCUGCAGGUCACCAGAUCCAACACUAUGUUGCUGCAGCGCGUGGAGCUACCUGAUGACACUGACAAGGUGGAGGUGUCAGCAUCUGGAACAGGUGUGGCAGUGCUUCAGGUGACUUACCAUUACAAUGUAAGAGUCACAGGACCCAAACCUGCCUUUUCUCUCGACCCCCAACUGGAUGUUACUACUGAUGCCAACCGCCUCAGAUUAACCACUUGUACUGGAUAUAUUAAAGGCAACAUGAGCAAUAUGGCAGUGAUGGAUGUGUCACUGCCCUCAGGAUAUGUUGUGGAUAAUGACUUGAUUCCUGGCCUGUAUGACUAUACUGGGGUAAAGCUGGUAGAGAAGAAAACAGAUGACUCUGGUGUGGUGGUGUAUUUUGACUACCUGACACCAGUGGAAGUGUGUCCUACUGUAUCUGCCUACAGGAUCAACAAGGUGGCUUUCCAGAAGGCCUCACCUGUCCGGGUUUAUGAUUAUUAUGACACGUCUCGUCAGGCCCGCCAGUUCUACAAGGCUCUGCCAGCCACACUGUGUGACAUCUGUGAUCUGGACGAGUGUGAUCCCGGUCAGUGUGAGCAGCAGAUCAUUGAACUUAAUCGUCAACAACAGGACCCUGAUGACAUAGAGCGACCAGCCACAGUGACGGAAGUGUCUGGUGGAAUGACGUAUGGGCCCACCAUCCUAUUGUCUCUCCUUACCCUGCUGGCUACAGUCUUCCUUCACUCUCCUUACUAGCAACUCUCCUCCUUCGCAGGACACUCUCAGACACUGUGAUAGAUGAAAUGCAAUGCAAAUCUCGGGGUUGUGUGCACUACACAUGCUGUCGUAGCAAUCCUAGAGUACCCAGCAUGAAGGAAAAUAUUAAUCCAAGGCUGUGUCAGGGUUGACCAUGACAAUAAGGCUUAAGUUAAGAGUCCAAAGAGUUGGCCACAAUUGUGAUGGCUUGAUAUUCUC
Messenger RNA from Cherax quadricarinatus, 4932 nucleotides. Its product is annotated as thioester-containing protein 1 allele R1. Lineage: Eukaryota; Metazoa; Arthropoda; Malacostraca; Decapoda; Parastacidae. Gene Ontology annotation, molecular function: endopeptidase inhibitor activity. Gene Ontology annotation, cellular component: extracellular region. The record is from RefSeq and is a predicted model, not a curated record.